AUGCAUUUCCUUGUUGAUUUACCAUUGGCGUCAACCUGGGGUGCAUAUGAAUAUCUCUGGUUUAAUUCCACAUCUCAUCAUGAACCGAUUGAUCAUCGAUGUUCAAGAGUUCAGCGUGGUCUUGAGGGUCGUUUUUAUCAAACAUAUCAUCGAAUUCCACUUGAUUUCAGCAAUGAAGAUAUUUAUCGUGAAUCUAAAGUGGAACACCGGUUGUUCUUUAUGGAGAAGAAAUCGGUGUCAUGGUUACCCAAUAGAUUAAGUAGAGGUUUUUCAAAUUGUUCAACAUAUGAUUGCCAACGUCGGUUUUGGAAUUAUCCAAUUGGUCCACCGAAAACAAGUGUGAAGCCUCAAGAAGCGUUAGGUGGCGAAUCAAAAGAUUCGUUAUUGAGAUUAUUUCGUCAGUUGUCACAAUUACGUUUAAAUCUGUCAUUUCAACAUGGAUUGGUACAAACAGGUUGUGAACAACACUCGAAUUUAUUCUGGUUUAUCUGUGAAGUACUCGGCCAUCGUGAAUUUGUUGUUCUAUUAAAUCUAAAUCCACACGAACCCGCGUAUAUUUCGUUAUAUUCAUUAACAAAAGAACACGUUCCUUUACAUAUUCAUAAUGAAUAUCAAUGGCCAACAUAUACUCUUCCAAAGUCUUAUGAAAUGCACAUUAAUUCCAAUAAUUUGUUAAUUCAAUCUCAAUCAAUUAAUAUCUUUUCAUGGGCAUCGAAAAUGAUGAAACCGGACGUGUUGUAUCAACACACAAAUCAACAUUCACAGCACUGUUAA
Molecule: messenger RNA, 774 nt
Organism: Adineta ricciae
Lineage: Eukaryota; Metazoa; Rotifera; Eurotatoria; Adinetida; Adinetidae
Source: the annotation of a GenBank genome assembly